AUGCAGUCUUUCAAUUUUGGCCUCAGACAGUCUUCUGCUGAGACGGCCGAUAGCAGUCGCAGUCGCUAUAUCGCCAGUUCCGUCUACAGUGGUCCGGGGCCGGUCGAUGAUUCCCCCGCCAUUGGCCAUCCUCCGAGCUUUAUGUCGGGAGCAUUGCGAGGGCCAUUUGAGGAACAACAGACGCCUCGUUCUGCGCCGCCCCGCCAAAACGUCCUCCGAAACUCGACCCUGCUGAACAUCAACGAUCCUGUGGCAAUGCAUUUGUUGACGGAAACUGCGAUCAGUGAUAGUAGAGACUUCGAAGUACUAUCAUUUGAAGAAGUGGAACAAUUGAAAAAGGAAAGACAUUUUUUGAAAGGCAGAAUUGAAACAACGAGACGAAAACUGGCUCUUGAAAGCAAGCUGCGGGAUGCCGCGCAAUCUCUCAAUCGGCUUUAUUCUACUCAGGAGCAUCAUGAUGCCGAAGGGAAUUCACCAAAGAAGUCGCGACGCAGUUUUCUAGGGACCAAGUCUGCGGGUGGUGAAGCUAUCAACCGCGCCGACAACGAAUAUGCCGCCAGUAAUAAAAAGGUGGAAGAGCUCUCUCUUGAACUGUCAAAACUGGAAAAGGAGCUGGAGCUCACGGAAAAACGUAUUUUGGAACAUACCGCUGGCAUUCUUCAGAUGACACACAGAGGGUUGAAGAAAAAUAUUCGAAGGACCGAAUUACCUCGAAGCCCUGAGAGCAUGACUAGCCAGCCUAACGGGCGUGGCUCAGGAACGGAUAGUCUGGAUGAGUUUGAUGAACGAAGUCUCUACCAGGUUCCCGACUACGUGACUGAAUUUGGACAAGUCCCCCGGUCAAUCAACAAGAGCAGGGCUUCUAACAGAGAGACAAACGCAAUUGAAGAUGUUGCGGCCCGUUUGCAGGAAGUCAAUCGUCGACUCUAUUUGAUGAUCACCGAAGCUGGAUCUCAAGAACAUUUUGACCCCCCUCCUCAACCGACGGAUAAUGACAUAGUGGGAAGAGUUGGCGCUCAAAUCCAAGCAUACCUGGGCUAUUUGUCCCAAGGUCUGGAUGCGAUGGAAGUCGCGCGAACCCGAACCAAUGCAGCUAUCCAAAAAUCGAUUUUCGACUCCGAAGAUCAGCUCGAGGAUGUCAAUAUCCGCCUCCAUGACAUGUUGGAGAGGACCAAUUCGGUCAGUCACAGCCCCUUAUUGCAACAAGACGAACCACGGGGAAGGGAUUUGCAAUCUCAACUAGCCUUCUCUUCCGUCGUCCUCGAACGUUUGAAUCAGCGUGUCGAGACGUUGGUCGAACAAAAAGAUAUCCUGACUCGACAGAUUCAACAACAACGAGAACUCAAUGGCAAGUCCGACGCUCAACGCGACGCCCGAAUCCAUGAAUUGACGGAUCAGUUGGAGGAAUCAAAACGACUUCAAGCCUUGGGCGAGGAAGAAGCUCAGCAUUCUCGUGACCAAAUCAAUCUCCUAAUGGAGCAGUUGGAUCUUGCCAAACAAGAAACUGUGCUCGUUGAACAACAGCGAGGUGCGAGUGAUCACAAGGCCAUUGAAGUCGAGCGAGCUGCACGCAAAGAGAUGGAAGAGAAAUUUUUGGCCGAAUUUCAAGCCAAACAAGAAGAACACGGUCGGGUGCAAUCCGAAAUGAAUCAGCAAGUCGUUGGCCUCGAGGCCGCCAAAGCUGAAGCGGAAUCCGAACUCUCGAAGGUCCGUGCGGAAAUGAAGGAUCUCGAAUCACAGGUGGUUCAAGCACAAACGGAACUGACCAUGGUCAAAGCAGAAUUGGAUGGCGCUUAUGGUACACGUGCUCAACGAGCAGCCGAUGUGUCUAUGAAUCCGGCCAUCCAAAAGGAAAUGGAUGAUCUGAACACCCGCAAUAGAGAUCUUGAAACUCAACUUGAGUUUCUCAAAACCCAACACGAAACCAAAGGGGCGGGCAGUGCCGAACUUCAAAACAAGGUCAACGCGUUACAGAAAGAACUCAAGGAGACGAUUGAAGAAUACGAAGUCAUGACGAAGCAGAGUAUUGAUGAUGAAAAGGAGCGAGAACGUUUGGAAGAAAUGAUCGACACCCUCCAACAACGAUGUGAGGGAUUAGAAUCCCAGUUGAGCGAAGAAAAGGUCAAAUGGCUCGGUGUCAAGGCCGGAUCACCUGCCGAAACCACUUCGACGAUGGUCUUGAAGAAUGAGUUUAAGAAAAUGAUGCGGGAGACUCGGGCUGAAAAUCUCAAGAUUCUCAAGGCUGAACAAGCAGAGAGGCGCCGAUUAGAAGGCAUCAUCAAAAACUUGAAGAAAGACCAACAAAGUCAAUCUCAAAAGGAGAUGCCCUCCACACCAAACGGGCCGAUAGAUGCUCGCUGA
Rhinocladiella mackenziei CBS 650.93 is the source of this 2361-nucleotide messenger RNA. RefSeq lists its product as uncharacterized. NCBI's taxonomy places the organism in Eukaryota, Fungi, Ascomycota, Eurotiomycetes, Chaetothyriales, Herpotrichiellaceae. The transcript has 3 exons. The coding region runs from base 1 to 2361 and encodes 786 amino acids. The record is from RefSeq and is a predicted model, not a curated record.